This is a messenger RNA of Aspergillus affinis, 3324 nucleotides long. RefSeq names its product putative ubiquitin conjugating enzyme. Lineage: Eukaryota; Fungi; Ascomycota; Eurotiomycetes; Eurotiales; Aspergillaceae. The transcript has a single exon. Bases 1 to 3324 code for a protein of 1107 amino acids. The record is from RefSeq and is a predicted model, not a curated record. Gene Ontology annotation, molecular function: NAD+ poly-ADP-ribosyltransferase activity.
AUGCCCCGCAGAGAUUUCCAGAGAGAUCUUGCCAGGGCCUCGGUGCCAUGUCUAUUUGCACAUCUACAUGACGUGCGAUCUGGCGACGAGGACGGAUCGAUUUUCUUCACCUAUACGGCGCCGUUCGACACCCAAACAAUUGACUUUCAAGUCUCCGUUCCAGAUACUUCACAGUACCCCAAAUAUCACACCUAUUUUGCUUUUGCAGCGUCAGAUACCAUCCCAGAGGCAGUCUCGUCCGCUCUAGAACAGUUUCAACCGGCAGAUUGCGCUUUGACCGUGUUAGAGUUUCUUGAAUAUUUCAGCAAGUGCCUUGAUACCGCAAUUCUGGACCUUGCUUCGACCACCGGCUCCAUCGAUGAGAUUGACGUGGAGGAUGACGUUGACAGCGAGAUAGGGGGCCUGUCUGAGAACGAAGACGAAGCCGACUGGGAAUACGACGAGACUGUCUUUAUAGGUGUUCGACGAGAUGCUCGGACGGUCGUAUCGGAGAUUCGAGAGGACUUGCGCAUCGCCAAGGAGGCAGGAUACAGGGUUGGCUAUCUGGGCCAUGUAACUGGCUCCGUGAUAAUAUCGAUCUCCUGCCGCAUCGCCAAGCUUGGCAUCUCCGUCGAGGCCAUGAAGGCCUGGAAUGUUUCCCCCUCUGACCACCUCGUGCUCCUCCUUCGAUAUCCGCAAGGGUACAUUCAGUUGAAGGAAAUCAUCGUCAGAUCCUGCUCAGGGAAUCCUUCCGUCGUGGAGAUGCAGGUUGGUGCGUGUGAGAGGUACAAACCCAGCUUGGAUGAAGCCCGGAAGCUUUUCAACGCCUCGAGCAAACCGUCCUCCGAUAACAAUGGGAAAAUUCAGCACCCAGGAGCAUCUUUGAAGCCUAUCUUUAUUGGCCACUCACUCCAAUCUCUGCUCAAUAAUCACUUCGUCAACUUGCUCGCCUACCGGCUUGACCAUGGCUUCACGUGGACAGGCGCAGAGCUCUUUCUCAACAAUAAUCAAGGCCGUAUCCAAGACAAAGAGGCACAAGAUUUUGUGCGACCGGAGUAUCAUGUCCCUGAGCAGUGGGACGAGUCGACACCUGAUUUUCUGAAAGCCGACCAUGUCUACGAUUUUAACUGGAACACACUUUCGCUGUCGUUCCCUUUACUGGCAAUGCAAUUCACCUUGCGCCGGUUUGUGAAGUGCGUAGGCUUCUGCCUCAACUGUUACUGCAAGAUCGAAAGUGGAUUCGAAGCGCUGAAGCCCUAUGUUUGCUCCAAAGGCUUAUGCCUCUAUCAAUACAUGAAGCUCGGCAUGGGCCCAAAUCUCGAGUGGGAGAUAUUGUCGCAGCCCUAUGUUGUUGACAUUCUGGUUAGCUUCGCGUACGCAAGAGCCUCGGUGGGCCAUCUCGCCGACUUCCCUACUGGCCUUGGCCUCAAAAUUCCCUGCACAAUUGAAGCUUCCCAUGAGUCGGUGCAUUCAGGAAAAUUGGAUCUCGUGAACAUGCGGCUCCAAGUGUACGACUCAGUCGCCCUCAAAGCCGGCGAUUGGAUCGUCCUGGCGAAGGAUACUGAGAACCCAAAUCAACUAGAUACUAAAUCCCAGUGGCACUGCCGAGUGAUGAGCAGUGUUUACGCGCCUACUUACGAGCUCGCUUCUCCCAUCCGUCCGUCUAACUCGACCACGCUGGAUAUGACACCCGAUGUUCGCUUCAUCGUGUACGACAAAGACUUCGACACACUGGAAGACAAAAAUAAACGGGAAUCCAUUUGCAUGCUUCUCGACACUCUGCCCGACGUCGAUUUGAUGCGAUCGUUUUUGACUGGUGAACGAGUCUCCGAACGAUCCCUAGCAACGUGGACUGAGCGGAUAUCCCCGGCCGCCUUAUAUGUGCUCCGAUGGAUUGUUGCGUCCAAUAGGUCUUGUAUUAUGUACGAGGAGAAUCCCGAGGACCGUGUCUCCGGUAUCCCUGGGUGGAUGCAGUUUCGAUUGGCUCAAGGAGCCCCGGACAAGGAGCAUCGAUUCGUGCACGCUGUGGGCUCUACAACGGAACGUCUCAAGCUCAAGCAUUCCACCCUUUUCGCCUGGCAUGGUAGCGCGCUGCAUAACUGGCACAGCAUCCUGCGAGAAGGGCUACAUUUCAAGUAUACGGCACACGGCCGCGCUUAUGGAGAUGGCGUAUACAUGUCAAAUCGGUUUGACUACUCACUUUCCUACACGGACGCCUACAGGAGCGGUAGUGGCACCUGGCCCAAUAGCCUGCUAAAGGUUUCAAAGGCCAUAGCAUUGAACGAGGUGGUGAAUGCUCCCGCGGAGUUUGUCCAAUCCAGCGCCUGCUAUGUUGUUCGUCAGCUAGACUGGAUUCAGCCGCGAUAUCUGUUUGUUCAGUCAAUGGACUCCGGUAAAACCUCCGACGCUACCACCGCCAAGCCUGAGUAUGUUCAAGACCCCAAUUAUCCAGCAUUGGGGUGUCAGGGGAAAGCUGUUGCCGUUCCUCUCUCUGCACUGAGCAGUCGCCGGAUGGCUGCGGCUAACGGUCUGCCCAAGGUGGGUGGCCGUGCUAAGCAGGUGAAAUCGUUAGCCAAGGACAGUAAGGACAAUGACGAUGAUACCAGUAGUGUUAUUACACUGCUAGAAGAUCGCAUGUUAUUGGACUGGGGCACCGAAGAAGACCUCCAGAAACAAUACGGGGAAGGCGAUUUCUACAAUCGUCAACGGCAAGAGUCCUCAUUGCUAACAGACUUCCGUCCGGGAACUCUGCGGGAAGAAUCGGUCAAGCUACUAGGACCACCUCAGUAUGCAACCACUCAAGCCACGAAGGCCCUGCAACAGCGCUUACAGGAGACACUGAAGGUGCAGGAGAGGGAACCAUUACAUGAACUGGGAUGGUACAUGAAUCACCACCUGAUCGAAAAUGUCUAUCAAUGGAUUGUAGAGCUACACAGCUUUCCACCUGGUUUGCCAUUGGCCCAAGACCUGAAGAAGCUGGGCCUCACGAGCGUCGUGCUGGAGCUCCGCUUCCCUCCGCAGUUCCCCAUGUCCCCACCGUUCGUGCGAGUUAUCCGCCCGCGAUUUGUCAUGUUCAGCCAAGGAGGUGGCGGGCAUAUCACAGCGGGGGGAGCGCUUUGCAUGGAACUCCUCACUUCGUCGGGGUGGUCCCCGGUCUCCAGUAUUGAGGGAGUCUUGUUACAGGUUCGCAUGGCCAUCACCAGCACGGACCCUCGGCCUGCACGGCUUGAAAUGGGGAACACGGUGGAUUAUUCCGUGUGUGAGGCCAUAGAUGCAUACAUGCGAGUUUGUCAGGCGCACAAUUGGCAGGUUCCUGCCGAUAUCCAGCGUGUUUCAUGGACUUAG